AAUGCAUUUAUCAGAAUGAGUAGCCACCUUAUGGCCAGAAAACUAACUUUAUGCGAUAGAGGCUUAUUACCUACCUACUUAGCAGAACAGAAAUUGAACGGAUUCAAAGAAAAACACACCAUGCCUUUAAUACUUUUAACUGGAUUUCCCGCAAGUGGGAAAUCAACACGAGCACAACAACUAAAAGAAUAUUUUUCUACUAUUCUUGGAAAGAAUGUCGUGCUUUUAAGUGAAAAUGAAAUCGUUAAAAACAAACACAUUUAUUCAGAUGCCAACAAGGAAAAGGAAUUGAGGAGCACCUUGAAAUCCGAAUUGCAAAGGCUGAUUAGCCAAGAUGGUAUUUUAAUUUUUGAUGCAGGAAAUUACAUCAAAGGAUAUCGGUAUGAGCUCUACUGUUCCUCAAAAUCUAAUAAAACAACACAGUGCACAUUACAUAUUGACACAAGCUCAGAACAAGCUUGGAAAUUAAAUGUAAAAAGGGAUGAAACAUGCCAGUACUCCCAAGAAAACUUUGAUGCCUUGGUAAUGAGAUAUGAAGCACCAGAUGGAAGGAAUAGGUGGGAUGCUCCACUUUUCACCAUACAGCCAGAAGAUGAAUUACCAUUUGAGGAAAUUGCAGCAGCCCUGUGUGAAAAAAAGGCUCCUGCCCCAAAUCAGUCAACACAAUCACUUCCUCUAACAUCAACAAACUUCCUCUAUGAGCUGGAUUGUGUGACUCAGGAAAUAGUAAAUCGAGUAGUUGAGGCACAAAAGACAUGCGUGAUUGGUGAUGAGGUUUCCAUACCUAACUCGAGUGAGAAGUUUCUUCUUAAGCGACGUUAUCAGCUUUCUGAGCUUUCAAGAAUCAGACGGCAGUUUAUUAGUUUUGCCAAAACACAUCCAGUCGAUGAUAUCCCAAAAUUAGCCGCAAUGUUCUUUCAGUACCUAACAUCUCAUUUGGUGUAAAUAA
This is a messenger RNA of Daphnia carinata, 949 nucleotides long. RefSeq names its product protein KTI12 homolog. NCBI's taxonomy places the organism in Eukaryota, Metazoa, Arthropoda, Branchiopoda, Diplostraca, Daphniidae. The coding region runs from base 16 to 945 and encodes 309 amino acids. The transcript has 5 exons. The record is from RefSeq and is a predicted model, not a curated record.